Molecule: messenger RNA, 1098 nt
Organism: Trichomycterus rosablanca
Lineage: Eukaryota; Metazoa; Chordata; Actinopteri; Siluriformes; Trichomycteridae
Product: T-lymphocyte activation antigen CD86
Exons: 5
Coding region: 1-1098 (365 amino acids)
Biological process (GO): cell surface receptor signaling pathway; cellular response to lipopolysaccharide; immune response
Cellular component (GO): external side of plasma membrane
Source: RefSeq, a predicted model, not a curated record
AUGGACUUGGCAGAGUCCAUCCUCAGGUCAAUGCAGUUGAGUCGGCGGCUGUUGGUGGUCCAGAGCGGCACAUGCGUCUGUGAGAAGAGCGAGCAGCUCCUGGAGUGCCGCUUGUGCGUAUACCUGCACAGUACCUGGGGCACCCCGCUCAUCAGAGUGCGGCGGCAUCGCUCACCCACCGCCCCCUGCUGCCCAGAGCUGACAGAGUUGCGCAGGCGCGCCAUUUGUGUGCACUGGCACGAAGAGCAUUCGCAACACCACACUUCACACUUUUGGAAACGUCUGCGGCUUUCGCUGCCACUCCGGCCAAUCGCUCUUGGCCCGAGGCUCAUAGACAGCACAUCGUCACACUCUGACCUGGCAACGGUGGCGCUGCGGCGCACACAUGCUUCCUCAGGACCAGAGAGAUCACGUGGCUACAUGACACACGUUGUCGCAGAGCUUCAUGUGCACGGGAUUGUGGGAGAAAGUGUACAUCUGCAAUGUAUUGUGAGUGAUUCCCGCUCCAUUACACGAGUAUACUUUCAGAAGGAGGGAGAGAAAGAGGCGAUCUUCUUGAAUGGUUUUGAGCGUUCGCCAGUAUCUGACUCUGUCAAAGCCUAUGUCAAAGACUAUGUGAAUCGGACAGUCGUCGACAGAACCAGGAUGAGCAUGGAGUUGCUCCAUAUUUCACUUGCGGAUGAAGGAGUCUACACGUGCGUCGCCUUUUAUGAACCGAAGCCUCAUGUAGUCUUACACAAUGACACAGUGAUUCACCUCAAUGUCACAGCCAAUUACAGCGUUCCUGAGAUCUCCAUCGAUCGGUGCAGCGAUGGUCCCACCCCACAGAGCUCGAAGAUCUGCGUCUUCAGUUGCUCCUCCUCAGGAGGAUUCCCUCUCAAAAACAUAAACUGGUUUGUGUCUGAACACAAGAACAGCUUGCUGAGGGAGAACGGGGAUGGUGUGAAUGUGAGAGACCCAGUGUCGGGGGUUUGGAACGUGUCCCAGAGUGUAACGCUCAACUGCAGCCAGCCGGUCAACAUCAGCUGCUCUGUAGGGGGCGCCGUCUCAGAGCUCCUUCAUGUGUUGCAGCAAAUGUACAGUAAAGGAGGCAAAUAG